AUUAUUGUGCCAUGGUGAACUGUCAAUGAAUUUAUUCUAAGAUUUUUUUUAUUUCUUGUCAAUUCUUUUGUGCAAAAACAACGGAGAAAUGUAUAGCUAUUCUUGUGAACAAAAUGCAAAACAAUUAACAAAUUUUUCCAAUAUAAUCAAUGCGUAUGAAACGAAUUAAAUGAGAAAAUUGUGACAUAUUGUGCAAAGGGAAAAUAAAUACGUGUAACAAAUGAGUAUGAUGUAAAAACGUGCAAAUGUUAAAUGAUUUUAAAGGAGAAACAAAAAACGAAAUGAUGAAAAGAUAACUUAGCUGUGUGGGCUAUUUCGGUGAAUAACAAAAAGUCCCAAAUGAAUAUAAGAAGAAAGUGAAGUCAUAAAGUUCAAAAGACGACGACAACAAAAAUCAAACAAAAAAAGAUUAGCGGUCAAAAGUCUAUUUUUUCUCGUCGCUUCACAACUUAUUGGAAGUGUUUAUGGGCUGAAGGCAGAGCAAUUUCUUACUGAAUUGAUAGUAAAUUAUAAUUUCAUUGCAGUGCAUUUUAUUAUCGGCUAAUGCGCGCGCCUCUGCCGCAGUUGUUGUUCCUAUUUUUUUUUUGUUAUGUGAUAAUGACCAGAGCAUCGCAACGCAUCUAAUUAAUUUUGCAUUGUUUUCUGGUAUUUUUGUUCCAUUUGCAAAAAGUUCUUGGUUGUUUAAAGUGUAUUGAAGUGCGUGCGACGUGCGUAUAUAAGGCGUAAGGCGUCAGUAAAGCUAGAAAUGAAAUUCGAAGUUUCUUCCAAUUAGAAAUAUAACACCAAAUAUCAAGGGUUGUAAACAAAUGUGAAAAGUAAAAAAAAAAAACAAAAACAUUACAAGUGUCAAAAUACAUAUGAUCACCCACUUUGCCACCCAACACCCACAACAACAAAUGCAUAUAUUGCAUUUUACGCUCUCUGCUUAUAUCGAUUGUGAGAGAUUAGAUUGAGGCCGUGUGAGAGCGAGAUACGGAGGAGAAUAUUACAAAACAAAAAUACUGCUAACCAAUCCACCCACAUUUGCAAAUCAAAACAAAACAAACCCACGAGACAAGACGCAAAUUUUGACAACCAAGUUUCCUUAGAAGUGCUAAAUAAAUAAUAAUAAAAAAAAUAACAAAUACAAAGGAAAAGAUUCAUCAAAAUUUCUACGAAGUAACAAAAAUAAAAGAUCAACAAGUGCUAAAAAACUACCGUCUCUAUGUGUUCAACGACGUAUUUAUUACAAACAUUUAACUACAAAAUACAUGUUGUUUUGUUGUUGUUGCUGCUGUUGAUAUCCGCAACAACGGCCAAUACCUAAAAUACGAAUUAAAACAUUUCUUUUCGAAAAAAGUGGAAAAAAGUAACGAAUACAUUGUGGUGUGGCAUUCAUUUCUUGAAUAUCAAAGUGGUUGGUUUGCGCUGUUGUUGCUGUGACCACCGCCUACAGCCGCAGUUAGCAGUUGAUUGUGUGUGCUUUUAGCCAUUGCAUUCGCCGCGUUUGUUAUAUCCGUUCUACGCGUUCUUUUUUAAUUAUUGUCGCCAUGUCUAUAUCUGAACAUGCAACCGGCAAUUCUUCGAUUAAAAGUGCAGCCCCUAAAUCGUCGACAACCGGCGAUUCAAAUGCUGCUGCUGCCUAUUCAUCUACGUCAUCAUCAUCAUCUGCCUCUGCUGCAACAAACAAUACCUCGCCGUCGUCCUCAUCAUCAGCAACUGCCACACAAAAGUCAAAGAAAACCGCAGCCUCUGGCCUACCCGGUGCGGUAUCCAAUAUCUAUUACAAACAUGGUCUCUUUUUGUCAAGCUAUCCCACAUGUGCCACCAGUAUAGCCAUUGUGGCAAUAUUAUUUUCAUGUUAUCCCCUUAUCAACAUACCCCUGCCCGGAACAAUACCCACAAAAAUCGUCCUGCCAUUCGAGGGCAAAUAUUCGUUGUUUGGCGAGGGUGAACAACGAUCGAACUAUUCGCUCGUCAAGAACAUAUUCAAUGUGAAUAAUGUUUCGUAUGAACCGCAUGUACCGUGGGCCCAGAAUUCACCCUAUUUCUAUGUGCAACAGAUCACCUUGCGAUCGAGUGUGUUACCCUGGACCGAGGAUAUGCAGCUGAUGGAUGCAUUUCGUGCGCCACUCUAUGAAGUGUUUCGUUUAUUGGAAAUUGUGCGAAAUCACGAAACGGCCGACAAUCAACGCACUUUGGAUAAGAUCUGUUUACGUGUGGAUAAUGUGAAACGACCGCAGAACGAGCAAAUCUUUCCGGAAUAUGAUUGCCUAGUAUUGUCACCGGCCAAUCUCUGGGGCCAAAGUAUACAGAAUUUUACCGGUGAUGCAAAUAUAUUGAAUACCGUGUUUCAAUAUCAUAAUAUACAAAAAACCAAGGUGUCAACAUCGGAAAUGCUCUUCGGCCUACCCAUGCAGGACACGGGCUUCAAACGUUAUCCCCUCAGGGCACGAUCUCGCAUCAUCCAGUAUGCCAUCACAUUGAUUCUCAAACAAAAUGAUCGGGAAUAUAUACAAUCGCUAAAGGAGAAGCUUCUAAAAUAUUAUCCACCACCACAAAUCCAGCAAGGAGGUACGUCGGCGACACCCAACCAGCCACAUCAUCAGCUCUCCGAGAAAUCGUCCAUAACCUAUAUUUUUUAUCCGGGAGAAUUUAAAAUGUGGGAAUUCCUGCCGCUCUCUAUUGCCUUUGUACUGCUCUUUACCUAUGUGUAUUUUUCUGUGAGAAAAAUCGAUGUAAUACGCUCACGAUUUUUGUUGGCUGUCUGUGCUGCCAUCACGAUUUUGGGUAGUUUGGUUAUGUCACUGGGUCUGUGCUUCUUUUUUGGUUUAACGAUCAGCCUGCAAUCGAAGGAUAUCUUUCCGUAUUUGGUCAUACUUUUGGGUUUGGAAAAUUGCCUGGUCAUUACGAAAUGUGUAGUUUCCACCGACGAAACCUUCGACGUCAAGAUAAGAGUUGCCCAGGCCCUGAGUAAGGAAGGCUGGCACAUCUCCAAAACUUUGCUAACCGAAAUCACCAUACUCACCAUCGGUUUGGCCACAUUUGUACCGGUCAUUCAAGAGUUUUGUGUCUUUGCCAUUGUCGGCCUCUUAUCCGAUUAUAUGUUACAAAUGCUGCUAUUUUCCACGAUAUUGGCCAUGAACAUUAAACGGCCCGAAUACUCGACCGAAGCCAAACAUUUACCCAAAAUGAUGCUUUCGUUUACGGGUGGCAACAACUCACACUCACCCACUGCGAUGGCGGGUGGCUAUGGCGGUCCCUUUGCCAGCAAUGGACGUCCUGAUUUUCGAUUUUUUGGCAAUUCCACAACGGCAAAUGGUUUUUCACAACAACAACAACAACAUCAGUUACCCUUUGGUGCUGGCAAUUUUCAUCGUUCACAAUCACAUCCUAAAUUGGCUUUUGGCGAUUUUGCCAAUGGGCCACAGGGUCAGGAAAUGAAGCGGUCUUCGAUUGCAUUGGGUGCCAACAGUAAUCACCAUCAUCAUCAUCAUCAUCCCGAUAUACCGAAACGUUUGAAAAUUGUUAAUUUCUGGGCUCGCACUCGCUUCUUUCAGCGCGCCUUUAUGGUGUGGAUGAGUGUGUGGAUAUGUUCGAUUAUCUAUAAUUCAGGUUAUUUGGAAAAUCUGUUUGUGGUCGAUGGCAAUCGCACGGCUGGUGUUUAUGGCAACUAUGACAUACAACGUAAUUGGAUGGCUGGCCGUGGUGCUGUAUCGAAUUUCUUCUCCAAUGUCCAUUCGGCAAUUAAUUCCGGUGGUGGAGAUCCCAUACACAGCGAUGAUGAUCACAAUCCCUAUGGGGGUAAUAGUGUUUUUGGCAAUGGCCUUAAUGCUGGUCAUGAAGGCUCACCCGUUGAGGGUCACAUCAAUGAAACAGAGGCGGAGUUGAAACGUUUACUCUAUCCCGAUUAUGAAAUUAAUUAUUUCCUUUCGAAUUUCCAUUGGUCAACGAUUAUGAAACAGUAUAAUGUAUCGCUAAGGGGACGUUAUGUUACCAUACUGCCCACCAUUAAACUAUCACAUGCCAUAAGUCCGGAAAAGGCAGUGCGAGGACGUAAUCCCAAUGAAAAAGUGGUGCAGAACUUUCAAUGGAAGGCAUUGGCCGCAGCCCUGGAUCCAUUGGACUUUAGUGAUGAUGAAAAUAGAGAAUCGCCGAUGGUAAUGCCUGGUGGCACACCACUGUUUCCCAAGAGUCCCAUGGAGAUAUUCUUUGCCAUUACGUUAUGUUGCAUAAGUGUGUUUGUUUUAUGCUAUACCAUGGUGGUAUUCUAUCGUUGUAUCUGUACCCGUAAUUAUGCCGAAUGGCGUUCGAGCUGGAAUGAAUCUUCGGAGUUUAUCCAGAAAACGGAACAGAUACUUGAAGGUGUACCCAUACAAAUUGCCGGACACAAACAUCGCAUUGAAUGUUUGGUGUCGGAUGGUGCCAACAUUAUUAGCUGCUGUUUGAAGGGCCAAAUCAAGGUGUGGGAUGCCAGAAGUGGUGAAAACAUCACCACCAUUAACAGGGGUGACAUACAGGUGACCACACACCGCGAAGAUGGUGAGGUAAUUGUGAGAAAAUUAAAUUCCUCGCCCGUCUGGUGUUUGGAUUACUUUGACAAUUUAAUUGCGGUGGGCUGUGCCAAUGGUCGCAUUGAAUUGUGGGAAAUGCCAUCUGGUAUUUUAAAGUGCACUUAUCAUGAAGAUUCGAAACGUAAUCAGGGUAUAACUCACAUAAAUUUAAAUGGUGAUCGUGUGAUUGUGGCCCGCCUAUGUGGACGUUUAGAUUUCUAUCGUUUAGAGACCUACUACAAAGGCAAACAAAUCGAUUGGGGUUUUACUUCAGCUUAUCGAAGAACCCAUGUCCGUACAAAUUCAACGGGAAGCAUUGGUUUAAUGCAUCAACAGCAACAUCAUCAGCAGUCGCAGCAUCGAACGAAUGAGCGAACAACAAAUGAAGAAAUGAAAUGUACGCUAAGAGGUGUACGUUUGGCCCAUCAACAGCCAAUAACCUGUAUGGAGGUGGUAAACGAAAUGGUAUUCACCGGCAGUCAGGAUCACACACUGAAGGUUUACAGUUUAAAUAACACCGAUAUCGAGUAUACCCUACAUGGUCAUUGUGGACCCAUUACCUGUCUCUUUGUGGAUCGAUGGCAACCGGGUACAGGUGGCUCGGGGUCACAAGAUGGCCAACUGUGUGUAUGGGAUCUCUAUACGGGUGCCUGUAUGUAUAACAUACAAGCACAUGAUGGUGCGGUCAGUUGUUUGGCCUGUGCCCCUAGCUAUGUUAUAUCGCUCGGUACCGAUGAACGUAUUUGUGUAUGGGAACGAUUCCAGGGAAAUUUACUAACCACAAUAAAUAUAUCAAAUGCGUAUUCAAGUCUGUUAAUGCUCACACCAUCCCUAUUGGUGACAAGCAAAAUGGGAUCUCUUAUUGUUUGGGAUGUACGAACUGGUGAACCGGCCAGAGAAGUUAAACUAGAUUUCUCCAAUUUACAUUUAUGUCCAAAGGUUAUGAUGUUGGCGUACGAUUCAGUAGUCUGUGACUAUGGCAAUGAAAUACGUGUUGUGCGAUUCCCCAUAGUUGGAGAUAAAUCUAAUUAGGAUUUAGGACACAUACAUAUGCAUUACAUAACACAUUCAUCGUAAUUUACAUCCUAGAUUCA
This is a messenger RNA of Musca domestica (house fly), 5626 nucleotides long. It is a transcript of the gene SCAP, whose product is annotated as sterol regulatory element-binding protein cleavage-activating protein. Lineage: Eukaryota; Metazoa; Arthropoda; Insecta; Diptera; Muscidae. Gene Ontology annotation, molecular function: protein binding; sterol binding. Gene Ontology annotation, biological process: SREBP signaling pathway. The record is from RefSeq and is a predicted model, not a curated record. Bases 1530 to 5564 code for a protein of 1344 amino acids. The transcript is spliced from 9 exons. Gene Ontology annotation, cellular component: Golgi membrane; endoplasmic reticulum membrane.